CCGAGCAAGGGCGGUCAAGAGGUCACGUCAGCUGUUAGACAUCAUUUCCUGCAAUACUAUCCCGAAGAAGACUCUUUUCAUAACGAGACAUAUGCACUGGCGGCAUCCCAUCCAAAUAUAAAAUCAAAAGACAAAAACAAAAAAAAACAAUGUCAAUGCAAGCAGCAUUUACUGAGUUCUAAGUAUUUGUUCGUGUUGGCUUCUGAUUGGCUCUAUUUUGGUUCUGGGCAUCCAUAAUAGAGCCCAAAGACUUGACACAUUUGCUGCUACUGGCAGGCAAGAAUCACCCAAUGAAAUUCCAACUCUCUAAAAAAACUUGAUCAUUUAUCUUCAUAAUAUCUUGUUUGCGUGUCAGCAUCCGUGUGAAACACACAAAACGACCGAAAGCUGGAAAUUGGUUGCAGUCAGUGUUUGUCAUUAUGACUUUCCUUCACCUUUCAGGACAUUUAGUUCUUUUUGUUGACUCUCAUUGCAUUUACAGCAUGGGAGCAAAGUCCAGCACAUGUAGCCAUCGUGCACACACACAAUCGUACAAACGCAAACAAACACACACACCCACACGUUUGUACGCAUGCAGCUGGAUCUGGUACGGCAAAUACACUUAGUUUGGACUGCCAUGGGGUUCAUUUCCUCAAUAUUCCUGAUUAGACACUUUAGUUCUGUUUACUGUCACCGUAGUUAAUAUUAACAGGGAUCAACUUAUGAUAGCCACUUUCAAUAGCUUUCAAUGUUAAAGGCCACACACUAAAACACAAAUGCACCAAAAAGUCAAGUUAAAUGCAGGGAUGAAAUGUCAGAAAGAGGUCAAUAAUAGAAGAUACGUAUUUGAAGUCAUGCAAGCCCAUUUUAAGCCGAACAAAGUGUGACAGUUACGUCUAGAUCACAGAAAGGCUUGUCUAAUUUUAAACAAUCCGAUAGAGUAGAGUGAAUCAUCACUAUGCCCAGGGCUAAAGGACCAAGACGCACUAUAAAUAGCAAAUUUCAUUUCUUUUUUUUUGACGGGACACUGUCACUUAACGUCAUCUAGGAAUUGCAAAGCCAGAUGGUAGGCAAAAAGUCUCAAAUGGUAGACAUCCAUUCAUUCAUUCAUCCAGCCAGCCAGCCAUUUCCUCACAAGGGUCGCCUAUCCCAGCAGUCAACUUCAGACACCCUGAACUAGUUGCCGGCCAAUUGCAGGGCACACAUUGCCAAACAACUAUUUGCACGCACAUUUAGGGGCAAUUUGGAGUGCUGAAUCGGCCUACCAUGCAUGUACUUGGAAUGUGGGAGGGGGACCGGAGCACCUGGAGAAAAGCCGCACAAAGACCGACACAAGCUCUGAUUUGAAUGCCAAACAACAGAAGUGUGAGGAGAAGGUGCUAACAUUCUGUUUUUUUACAAACACACCCUGAACUGAUUGCCUGUUUCUUUGGCAUUUGGCCAAGGCUGCUUGUUUUUGACUUUACUGAACGGCACCAAUUUUGCUGCAAAUGCUGGGGUUGAUCUGCAGAAACCUCUGGACCGUUAACCAAUUGGAAACGGCGACGAGAAGGUUGUGAGUGAGAAAAGCUACCUUUCCUUCAAGUCCCCAAAAAUGCUGUUAUCAUGAAGCAGUGCACAGUAAAUUAAAAGUAUUACUUCCUCAACCCUGCGGCUUUGGAAAGGUCAUUGAUUUUUGCAUCAGCGAUGACACAAAUUGAUUUGAAAUGUGCAGCACAGUGGAAGAGAGCUUAGCAUGGGUUUUCUCCCAGCAAAAACAUUUGGCUUUUGAAUGUAUCGCAGGUAGUAUGUUAUCACAGUCGCUUGCAUUGAUUGGUACUAUUGGUGUAUUCCCACUCACUCCCGCAAUCUCUAAUAAUUGGUACUCCUUUGCUACAUGCCGAAUUUUCCGAGCUUAUUCUUCUUUCUCCUCAUGGUGCUUUUGGUCAUUUGUCAACAAUGCUGUACAGGGUACAGAAGACGUGACGUAACAAUGUCCAAGUUUCCCAAUCUCCCUCAGGCUGUCAUUGAGAAGGAUCAGGUUCUAACCUGUAUCUUCCAAACUGCUUCUGGCUUUUACGUGGAAUGAUGACAAAUGACUCACAGAUGACGUGAGAAAGCAAGCAAAGCUCUGUUUUCAGUCCAAAAUAAUAUUGGUUUGUUUGUUUGUUGAACCAAAGGAGCAAGCAGGUGCGAACAGGUGUUAAUCUUAUCCGACAUACUUGAAUGAAAUCUGUGUUCAUGUUAUAUGGUGAAGCCUGUCCAACGCAUCCCCACACACGUGUGACUUUCAUACCAAGAGUUGUUUUAUUGCCGGUUGUCUAUUGUGCAGUUCUCCAAACCUGUUGUACCUGCAACUUUCCAAAGUGGCAGUAGUUCAGACAGGGGUGUGUCCAUAGCCAGAGGACAGCUUGUGCGGGAGAAACGUCUCAACUGCCUGCUUGAAAGCAUUUCACUUUGAGGUGAAGAAAUAUACGACUUUGUAAUCGGAUACAAAUAGUUGAUCACCCAUGCAGUGUGGUCACACAACCUAGUCAAUCUUUUAUUUGAUACAUACUUCCUAAAAUGUGUCUGAAGCCGUUGUCGGUAUACCAUUUGGAAUUUCGCAGAUUUGCCAGCAAGUUUGACUCAAUACUCCAGUGCACUUUUGUUCGACUUAUGGGUGUGUUUGUAUGACUUGUGUGGGCCGUGCAAGUAUGCCUCACCCUCACAUCCUUCAAGUGUCAGCGUGUGAACAAAAUAGUCACACCUUUUUAUCGACUUAUUUAUUUUUAUCUGCUGUGAUGAGCUGAAAAAACUCAUCUCAGAUGGCUAAAGAUGAAUAAAAAAAAGAUGAAUACAAUCAAAUGUAUCUUUAUUUAUAUAUGAUAUUAUAUUUUUCACCCACAAUGAACUGUCAGGUGAAGCAAUCCUUUGGACUUCUUGUUCUUCGAUGAGUGCAAAAUGAAUGAAAUUCUCAAGGCUUUCUUUCCAUUGCUCACUGUCCGUAAUUUCCUCUUCUUAUUCGCUCGCUAUCAGCCAAUCCGAGUGAUCAAAUGUACAAAGCCGAUUAAUCCGCCCCAAACGCCCCACGUGGCUUCCCAACGGUCAAGUAGAAAUGUUUACUCUUUGCAUCCUUCCUUCCUUCCUUCUGUAUUCAGUGAAGGUCAAGUCAAGGAACACACACACACAGAUGCACUCGCGCACACACUGGCGCUCACGUGCACAGGGCCCCUCCUCUGUUGCUAGGUUACUGCUGGGUGGUGCUGUGUCGUCGUCCUUCUGCCCAUUGCAUCGCGUCACGUGACGGCACUGGCACCGCAGUAAGCGGAACAUGUCAGUGUUCCAAGCUGGAACCAGAAAAUGAGUUCACAUCAUUUCCUCCUGGUGCUCCUUUCAUCUUUAAGGAUUUGAUCUAUAGUAGACGUAUAUAGUAUCUCUAUUGAUAUGAAUCUCUCUCUGUCUCUAAUCAUCUAUUAGCCUUGUAACCCAAUUAGCAAACACAAUGGACGGACCAUAUUAGAAGAGUGGUGGCUGUAAAUGGGCCUCGGUGUAGAUAUUGCAUUCAAAAGCAGACGUUUGCAGCGACAAUAGUCAUUUCCCACAGUGCAUUCCUGAUUAGUUUGUUAUCCUCGUUGAAAAGAAAUAGCCAUUUUAUUUGAAGAAAACAGGCGUUUAUCAGUGAGCCCAAAGAGUUGGACGGUAGUGGUAAAAAUGGAAUCAACGUGGGCAGAAUAUCAGCCAAAGAUUGCCCAUGUAUCAGCUCCAUGGAAGAUUCAAGAUUCAAGAGUUUUUUAUUCGCCAUGUUUGAGCGUGCCAAACAAGGAAUUUGACUUCGGUAGAAACACACCCUCUGUUCAACAUUUAGGUGACUAACAACAUUCAGGACAUGUGAAAUGGCAAAAACAGUGUAGACAAAUUCAAAAAGCUGUGAGGAGCAGGAUGUUAUUGCACAGUAAUGUCUCUGAGACUCUAUGAGUGGUGUGAGUUCAUCAGAUGCUUCUGCGCUAGGCGCUAUCUUCUCUUGUUUGAUCUGCUUCCUCCUUGUGGUAGUUGUAACAAUUGCUAGUGUGAGUGCUUUCAACUGGAAGGAAGUGUUGACUAACCAGGAUUUGUAGCACAGCUUGAAUUGUUCCAAUUUGACACGUGCAAAUCGUUGGAGCCGAAAGACCUUUGUAAUCCCAAGGUGUAACCUUGCCCCCCCCUCCCCUUCUUGUCUCUUCUUCCUACCCAUCCCCGUGAGUUGUGCCGGCCUUCACUCCUUGUUUCCUGUUUGGCUAUAAAAGUAAAGUGUGGUUGGAAGAAGGAGGAGGAGAAGAAGAAGAGGAAGAAAAUGGGGAGUUGAAAGCUCCUGUUGUGUUUUGCGUACAGGCGGAACAUGCUGGAACCAGGACAUAUUACUUCAGUACAGACAGCUAUGAAGAACAGAAAGAGUGGAUCGCAGCCAUGAGCGAGGCCGCAGAGGUCAACGUUAAUCCAUCGCAGAGAUCAAACACAGCUGUCACCCCAGAGCGGACCAUGGUUACUCGAGACAGCGAGCCGCAAAUAGAAGUGAAACAACAGAUAACGGCAAAUGACAAUGGGCUAGACAACUUGGAAACGCCGCCACUGUCAACGUCUUGUUCUGAUCAAAGCGCAGUGAACAACAGUGCCAGACAAGAGGACUGCGGAGGAAAAACUGAAGAUGAAGGCGGAGGGCCUGCCUGUGGCCAUGCUCCAAGCAUCCCCAAUCCAAACGGUUGGACGAAUCAUUUCCCCGCACCCCAAAACCAUAAGAGUAAAGCCCCUCGAGCGCAAAAUCACAGCACGGCUACGCCUCAAAGACAAGCGGGAGGGGGUGUCCAGCCACCCGAUGACACCAGGGAACAGCAUCCCAACGUGGUGUUGAGAAGAGGCUUUGUUCCUAGAACUGGCCCCGAGAGAGUGGCCCAAAGGAAAAGCUCAAUGGCGCAACUGCAGCAUUGGGUCAACCAGCGGCGGGUCAUGGUGUCCCAGGAGGACAUCAACAGUCCAUCGCAUUAUUACCCGGCAAACCAAGGGUUCGACUACUAUGGCUACCCUAGCGGCGGCCCCCAGUAUUUGGAGGAGUACCCGCUGUAUCCACCAGGAGUCCGUCCUGACAGCAUUUGCUCGGCCGCGGGGGCAUACGACCACCGCUGGGCUGUCGAGGAUAAGCGUCGCUCGCUGCGGGACGGGCCUCACCAAGUGUAUCCCAGGGACUCUUGGGGACCGCAGUCCUACGGCGGAGUGGACGUGAAGUCUUUGAGACGCCUUUCCAUCCAGCCUCGUUCCAGGUCUGUGCCCAGGUCGCCGUCCUUGUCCUCCGGGGGGGCCUACUCGCCAGCAGCGCACAACUUUGCCUCACCGGCUCGAUCAGCAUCGGCACGCUUUGACCGCUUUUCUGGGCGAAUGAGGGAUGACGGGAUCUAUGCCGAUCCGUCCGCCUAUAACCUGAGGAGAUCGCUCAGCUCGCCAAAGUAUGACUACUCUGGUGAUAGGAGGUCCAUAAAUCAAGGACUAUACCAGCACCACCACCACCACCACCACCACCACAACUACCCUGUUUCCCCUUCCAUCCACAAUAAAAUGGUGCCCCCUUUCCAUGAUGUCUACAGAGAGUUGCACCCGACGCUCAAGCUAAACGAAAUUGAAACGAGUAAACUCUUGGGCCGGCUCUGUGAACAGAAUCACAUUGUGAAAGAUCAUGAAGCAGUUGUUCACAGAUUACGAAUGGACAAGGACAGCCUCGAGGAGGCGUUGGUGGCUACUCAUCAGGAGAUGGAGAAGUACCAGAGCCAACCUGUGGCCAUGGAAAAGCUUCAUAUCAAAAAGGAAACGCUACAAAAGCAGCUAAUCAACAUCAGAGGGGAGCUUUCCCAGGCCUCCAAUGCUUUAACUACCACUCGUAUGGAAUUUGAAGCAUUAGAGGAUGAGGCUCAUGCCAUUCAUGGAGAUCUAUGGGAACAACUUAACGCAGGCAUCCAGAGCGAAUUGGUUCGAAGGCACAUCCAGAAAGAGUUUUGGAGAGUCCAGGAUGUAUUAGAGGGUCUACACAAGAAUCACUCAUCCAGAGGCACGGACACAGCAAAGCACAAAGUGGCCAGUGGUGCGUCGGGGUCCUUUAGCACCAAUAGUCCAGCCAGUCCCCUCAGCUCAGUAAGCCUCAGCAGCCCUCUAGGCCCUUACUCCCCAGUGCCCGGCUCCCAGGUCUCCCCCUCUAAACAGCUGGGCCCGGAGAUUACUUUUGGAGGUCAGAAUAAUAUGAGUGAGCCACAAAACCAAGGGCUGGAAAGGCGAUCCACCGUCAACAAAGGGGUCCCUUCAAGAACCAAGUCACCUGCUGAUGCUUCACCUAGCUGGUCUGCUGGACUUUCCCGUCAAAAUGGGAGAAUGGCUAAUGGGAUUUCCAGGGAACGUCCCAAGAGCGCUGUGUUUCCAGCUGACCUUCGGUCAAAGAUGAGCGUGGAGGAACAAAAUGAAAGGAUCCGGCGCAACCAGAGCAGCUCUGUACGAGACAAAAGGAGGAGUCUCAAUCUCUCAAGCGUGCAGUCACCCGCCGGCUACAAAGUGAUUCGACGGCGGCUAACCGCUCACGAGAUUGACAUCAAUGACUUAGAGGCAGCAGUCAGAGGUCAGGGACUGGAGUCACCUCGCGAGGAAAUUGCCCGCUUGAGACGCUCGCAGGUCGAACCCGAACAUUAUGAUCUGGACAUUAACAGAGAGCUAAUGGCUCCGGAGAAGGUUAUUAUCCCAGAGCGCUACCUGGAAAUGGAAGACAACAGCCCUUUGAGUCCGGAAGAGCAGAAGGAAAAGCAGAAGAAACUUGAGCGGAUCAAAACUCUGAUUGCCAAAUCCAAUCUGCAAAAUGUUGUUCCUGCCUUGGAUGGGCCUGUGGAGGGUGGAGCCCCAGUCAAUUCCCAGCAGCAAUUGCAGGAGCAGGAAAAGCGCAUUGAGAUCUCCUGCGCUCUGGCUGCCGAAGCCUCUCGUCGCAGCCGCCUUCUCUCGGCCCAGUGCGCCCCAGAUCCCCCCACUUCCCCAACCAGCCUGCACUCUCCCCCUUCCUCUGCUGACUUUCCCACCUCCUCAUUAUGAAUGCCUGAACGGGACCAGCUCAAGCCCUGUCUGCUGUCGAGUUUGAUGGAGCAUCUUUUUGAGGACUUACUGUGUGAAAUUUACAAAGAAGAUGACCUCAAACAAACAAAGUGACAUGAACUUUUGAAGCGCCCCGUCCAACAAAAGCAUGGCAAGCUGUCAACAUGGCUAUGAGGCAUUUGUCUCCUUCCAAGGAAUCAAUCUCUCUCUACAGUACAGGUUUAGUAAAUAUCAAGAGCCCAGCUUUGAAGUUCUCAAGGCCUCCAAAGCAGUUGCCAGUGUAUAGCCGAUGUUCCCCGGGCCAGUACAAGAGCUCCUCUAUACGUAGUGUAAUACUAUAUCCAAAUUAUGUCAACAUAAUGUAGCUCAGGACAAUUUAGAGAUUACUGACGGACUGUGAAUGAAAAACAGGUAGCAUAAGAAGGUUGGAUUCUUGAACAAUGUGCAGUAAUAAGAAAUGGUUUCCAAUUUUAAAAUGCUCAAUGACACUUCCAACCCUCAAUGAGCGCAUCUUCAUUUGAGGUUGGGCAUUGAACCACAAUAACGGCCAAAGCAACGUUGACAAUUGGCACACGCACGCCCGGUCUUUGUGGAAAAACAAAGUUCUCUCUUGGCUGGUAGAUGGAUGGGGCUGCAAGAAUCACAUGAUGAUCUUUUUUUGUCGGCUUGGGAAAAUUGUCGCAUUUCUGUUUGGGGGGCCAGAAAUAAUUCCAAAAUUGACUCAGGUUGCGUGCCAGAGAUAUUUUGCAAAUGAGUCCCAAAGCAAGCAUUUGUGCAGGCAGGCAGGCAGGCAGGCAGGCAGGCUACGAUGCGCACGCAGCUCAUCCACAGAUGUAUUCAAAGACAUUGUACAUACAGACGUACUAUAUCCGUAAUACUGCUCAAGAAAUGAAAGCAGUACACAUGUAUGUUUAGAAUGAUGGAUAUUUGGUGAAAAGAAGUAAGCUACACACGUUCAGUGGAAAUAGAAGUGACCUUAGAAGUGGAACUCCAAACAUUGUCAAUGCAAGUUAGCGGGGAAAUACAGUGUCAGAGAAAUACUGUCUCACAAAAACGGUUACCUUUCAUGCAAACAUGUCUAAAAUGUGUUUGAUACCUUUUCAUUUGGAUAGUGACAUUCCAAAUCAUGUUCAUACAAUGAGUCAGUCAAGUUUUGAAAGAGAAAUGUAGUGCCAAUACAAGUCCACAACGGCCAGCAUGAUUAUAGAUUUGAAUCGAAUCAAAAGACAUUUUGGAAAAUUCAACUACUUCAUAAAAGAAUGUCUAAUUGUACAUUUUGGGACUUUAUUUCGAUUUACUACGGCACUUAUUUCUUGUCAUCGUAUAGCUUUAAGAGCUCAACUAUGUGAACAUUGGUCCAGAAUGGAAUUGCUCCGACUACCUUUAUAAAGCAGGAGAAGUGGCAGCGGUAACUCAAUGGAAACAUCUCGUCUUGUGUAUCAGCCACCAUUUGCAUUUUCCUUUCCUCAACUCAAUGUCCACGUGGCCUGCUGCCUUUGUGAUUUCAAGGAAAUUUCAUUUGAUGCUGAAAGCACUUAUGCUCCUCACUAAGCAAAAACAAAACAAAGAUUUAUGAGAUGGAUCUCUAUUUUUUUCUUUUUUUAAGAAAGGCAAUAUGCUCAAAAGUGGCAGUAUUUCUAUUUUUCGAUGCAUGGAAAGACAAGAUGUCAUUUUUACACUUUUCAUCAACAAAAGAUUUGCUUUAAGUUUCUUGCGCUUUUGGAUCGAUUGAACAUAGAUUGAUAUUUUUCAAUCGAUGGAAACAUGUCAACAUGGUUGCCGCCAGCCAGCCAGCCAGUGGUUGUCAAUGUUUCUGUUGGUGUUUUGGUCCAGUUGUUAAAGCAUAUCGGGUGGUUCUUAUGGUCUAUUUUCCAAAUCCCCCAGGUUGUCUGUCCAGUCUUCUCUUCUGUUUCGCAACUAUUACGAUGGUGGAAGAAAAAUGUACAAACUAUGCAAAUGCUUCAAAAGAAAGUCCAAAAGACAAAUGUGCUUGCUUUCACCAAACUUUGCAAUAAAGUGAAUGUAUCCCAAUGUCUUUUUUCCAGCCAGAUGCUUUAGAGUUCAUCACAGUAUUUUGUACGAUCAAGUAUGUCUUGUUUGGAAUGGAAAUACAGUACACAUGUAUAUAUGUAUGCUCUUUAACUCCACUUGCUAAUGAGGUAUUUCACUGCCAAAAACACUGCGAGACACUACUGAGGUGAAACCUGCUUAACAUCGAUCGACAAGCGCAUUCAUUAUGAUGAUGAUGAUGCUCUUCAGUCUUGCUGUAUGUCGAAAUAAAAGGCUAACUCAAA
This is a messenger RNA of Syngnathus typhle (broad-nosed pipefish), 9323 nucleotides long. It is a transcript of the gene plekha6, whose product is annotated as pleckstrin homology domain containing, family A member 6. Lineage: Eukaryota; Metazoa; Chordata; Actinopteri; Syngnathiformes; Syngnathidae. The transcript has 19 exons. The coding region runs from base 4384 to 7029 and encodes 881 amino acids. The record is from RefSeq and is a predicted model, not a curated record.